UAGUGGGGACCACACUCAAGAAUUCAGUUAUGAGACUGGCCGCUCCCUCGCGCAUCCACCGUACCGUCGUUCCCGCGGUUGCCUCCCUCCCUCUUGUGGUUUUCUGGAUCCGUCUCUUCUCGUCCUCCUAUAUAUACCCACCUACUCCCCCGAUCCUUGUUCCCUCUCGCCCUCUGUUUAGACCGUCGACGAUGGCGACGUCCUUCUUCCUCUGGCCCUCCGACCAGCACAAAAACGACGACGGAGGAGGAGGAACCACCGCAGAGGCAAAAGUGGAAGCCCCCACGGGCAACGUAAAGGGUCGCAAGGGUUGCGGAGCCAAGGCGGUCUUGCCAAAGCGCCCGCCGCAGAGGGGCCUCGGUGUUGCUCAGCUCGAGCGGCUCCGCCUCCAGGAGCGCUGGAACAAGUUGACCGCGCUCGACCGCGGUCCCUUCCGCGACGACGCCCAUCUCCUCCAGCCCCACCCCCUCCCCGGGUCCAAAAGCUACGGAAAUCUCGUUCACCAUCAACUCACCCCUCUGGCCGCGGCUGCCGUAUACGGCGCUCCCAUCGCCCUCUCCGGAAGCCACCGCACCGACGACUACCUUCCAAGUUACUGUUCGAUCGUCCAGGCACCCUUGACGUUUGGCGGAACUGCUGCUGCUGCUGCCUCCGCCAUCCAAGCUGUGCACAGGGAUCGAUGUCUUCAAGCCAGAUUCCGGGUCGGGAGUCCGUCUCUAGAGGUCCCUUCAUGCCAAAAUCCUCAGUGCGAGUUUUGCGCCCGAAAGAAACGUCUUUUCGGCAACGAUCUAGGGGACGAUGUGGCCAAUGGCGCGGAUUACUUAGACAUGGAUCUCGCUGCUGGCAUGGCCGUCGAUUUGAACCGUGGCUGCACCCAGUGGAAGGCUAAAUUGACCAACGACAGGGAGCUGACGAUCAAGGAGUUCGACUUCUUUCCGCCGAACAGCCGCAGCGCAUCCAACGACGGCAGUUCCUCCAAGCUUGUCGAUAGGGAGGCUUGUGACGCCAUCUCAACCUCCUCCGCUGCGGCCUCCUCGACUUGUCCCGAUCUCUCGCUCAAGCUAUCCCUCUGAGACGAGAAAAAACACAAGCGUCGACAAAGCGCCAAAGCCCUCUGAGUAUGUCUCCAAUUAUUGAUGUCUUUUUAAGUGUUUGGGGAACCUUUAUAUUAGUCACGUAUGUGUAGAUUUCAGCGUUCCUCGUCUUAAUCCCGUAUCAUAUGGA
Messenger RNA from Musa acuminata subsp. malaccensis (wild Malaysian banana), 1224 nucleotides. RefSeq lists its product as uncharacterized. Lineage: Eukaryota; Viridiplantae; Streptophyta; Magnoliopsida; Zingiberales; Musaceae. Gene Ontology annotation, molecular function: DNA-binding transcription factor activity. The record is from RefSeq and is a predicted model, not a curated record.